This is a messenger RNA of Lepus europaeus (European hare), 3109 nucleotides long. It is a transcript of the gene PIF1, whose product is annotated as PIF1 5'-to-3' DNA helicase. The record is from RefSeq and is a predicted model, not a curated record. The transcript is spliced from 13 exons. NCBI's taxonomy places the organism in Eukaryota, Metazoa, Chordata, Mammalia, Lagomorpha, Leporidae. Gene Ontology annotation, biological process: DNA repair; telomere maintenance. Gene Ontology annotation, molecular function: DNA helicase activity. The coding region runs from base 592 to 2514 and encodes 640 amino acids.
CUCUAGGUUCUUCGCCUCGCCGGCUCCGAUCCGCGUUUUCAUCCGAGUGCCGGCUCCACCUCGUAACCACGCUGGCCCCGACUCCUCCGAGCCGUCGUUUGCCGCUCCCGGGCUGUGCGCUCUGGUCCACGGUCACAGAGCGGCCUGCCUGUCUACGUGUAAACCAGCGAGCGCGCCUGCAGACCGAGGGCGCUCACAAUCUGUCGGUCCCCUUCUCCUGGGGAAAGGGCCCGGGCAAUCCCCGUGCCGGCCCUGGCUCUCCUGCAGCCUGGUUUGCUUGCUGGCUUGCUUGCUGAGCAACCCUUGCAGGACACCCGAGGCUCCCCAGCUCUGGGUGCAUCCCAUGCUGCGCAGCCGCGGCUCCGGAAACUGCAGCCGAGCACAUUUAGUGCACUUUGAAGAGCGGCUUUUCUGUUAACCCCAGGGCCCUUUGGCCGUCUCCUUGGUGAUACUAGCGGUAGCCUCCGUGACCCUAGGUGGCCUUGCACGGGGCUCCGCGUCUCGCCUCCACACCACCCAUUGUGUCUCCGGAGCCACCGUCACCCCUGUGCGCUGGUCUCUCCGCAGACCGUCAGAAGCCGAGGCGAGGCGAUGCUCUCCGGCACCGGGGCGGCGGCCGCGGAAUGCGACGACGCGGAGCUGCGGUGCCGCGUGGCGGUGGAGGAGCUAAGUCCGGGUGGCCAGCCGCGAAGGCGCCAGGCCCUGCGCACCGCGGAGCUGAGCCUGGGCCGUAACGAGCGCCGCGAGCUGAUGCUGCGGCUGCAGGCCCCGGGGCCAGCCGGGCGGCCGCGCUGCUUCCCGCUGCGCGCCGCGCGCCUCUUCACGCGCUUCGCCGCCGCGGGGCGCUCCACGCUGCGGCUGCCGGCCGCCUGCGCCCCGCGCCCGGGCGCCGUGCAGCUGCUGCUCUCCGACUGCCCGCCCGACCGCCUGCGCCGCUUUCUGCGCACGCUGCGCCUCAAGCUCGCCACGGCCCCGGGGCCCGGACCGGCCUCUGCCCGCGCGCAGCUGCUCGGCCCGCGGCCCCGAGACUUCGUCACCGUCAGCCCCGUGCAGCCCGAGGAGCUGCAGCGCGUGGCGGCGCCCCGGGGGCCAGACGCUCUGGAGAAGCAGCCUGAGGAGCCGGGGAGGAGCGCCAGGCCCACCACGGACGCCCCAAGGUGGCCGCUGCCUGUGAAGAGGCUGAACUUGCCGCCUGCCAAGCCGCGGCUCUCGGAGGAGCAGGCUGCCGUGCUGGGGGCCGUCCUGCGAGGCCAGAGUGUCUUCUUCACCGGAAGUGCAGGGACAGGGAAGUCAUACCUGCUGAAGCGUAUCCUGGGCUCCCUGCCCCCCACAGGCACUGUGACCACUGCCAGCACCGGGGUGGCAGCCUGCCAUAUCGGGGGCACCACCCUCCACGCCUUUGCAGGCAUCGGCUCAGGCCAGGCUCCCCUGGCCCAGUGUGUGGCCCUGGCCCAGCGGCCAGGGGUGCGGCAGGGCUGGCUGAGCUGCCAGCGGCUGGUCAUUGACGAGAUCUCCAUGGUGGAGGCGGACCUGUUCGACAAGCUGGAGGCCGUGGCCAGAGCUGUGCGGCAGCAGAACAAGCCAUUUGGAGGGAUCCAGCUCAUCAUCUGUGGGGACUUCCUGCAGCUGCCACCGGUGACCAAGGGCUCCCAGCCCCCACGCUUCUGCUUCCAGGCCAAAAGCUGGAGGCGGUGUGUGCCCGUGACCCUGGAGCUGACAGAGGUGUGGAGGCAGACAGACCAGACCUUCAUCUCUCUGCUGCAGGCUGUGAGGCUGGGCAGGUGCUCGGAUGAGGUGACCCGCCAGCUCCGGGCCACAGCCACCCACAAGGUGGGGCGGGACGGAAUCGUGGCUACAAGGCUGUGCACUCACCAGGAUGACGUGGCCCUCACCAAUGAGAAGCGGCUGCAGGAGCUGCCAGGUGAGAUACACAGCUUUGAGGCUAUGGACAGUGACCCUGAGCUAGCCCAGACCUUGGAUUCCCAGUGUCCCGUCGGCCGACUUCUGCAGCUAAAGCAGGGGGCCCAGGUGAUGCUGGUGAAGAACCUAGCGGUGUCACGGGGCCUGGUGAAUGGCGCCCGAGGGGUGGUGGUAGGGUUCGAGGCCGAAGGGAGAGGGCUGCCCCAGGUGCGGUUCCUGUGCGGGGUCACUGAGGUCAUCCAUGUGGACCGCUGGACGGUGAACGGCACAGGGGGCCAGGUCCUCAGCCGGAAGCAGCUGCCCCUCCAGCUAGCCUGGGCACUGUCCAUCCACAAGAGCCAGGGCAUGUCUCUGGACUGCGUGGAGAUCUCCCUGGGCCGUGUGUUUGCCAGUGGCCAGGCCUACGUGGCCCUCUCCCGGGCCCGCAGCCUGCAGGGCCUUCGCGUCCUUGACUUUGACCCCACGGUGGUUCGCUGUGACCCCCGCGUGCUGCACUUCUACGCCACCCUGCGGCAGGCCAAGGGCCUCAGUCUGGAGUCCCCAAGUGACAAUGAGGCUGCCUCCGACCAGGAGAACAUGGAUCCAGGCCUCUGAGCCUUGACUACAAAGAGAAGGCAAAGGCUGGUGCCCACCGUCCUGCUCCCUCGUGGGCCAGGACCCCGCGGAGUAAAGGGGAGGGAGGCAGUGUCUCUCCUCCUCCUCCCUGAGCUCCCAGCCUCCUGAUGGCGUACAGGAACCGGCUGGGUGGCGAUUGCUGCCCUCUUGGCAGCCGGUGAGCUCUUGGCAGGCUCAGAAGUCACCAUUUCUGUGCCAGCUGGUGUCAGAGGCCAGAGCUCUGGGCAGGGGCCACACAUACAGCCAGAGUCCAGCAGCUUUGGGCUGCAGGGGGACCGGCAGUGAAGACUAGUGCUCCAGGAGCAGCAUCAGGCCUCUCCACUAGGGGGCCCCCUGGGGGCCUGAGGCCAGGAACUGGCCCAGGGCAACUGAAGGGAAGUUGAGAGUAUCCCUGGGCCAGGCUCCGCCUCGCACCCCUGGGAACAUAGCGCUGGCGGUGCCCAGCCUGGGGACAGCCGCAGUAGAAGGCGCAUCCAUAUUUCAAGCUGCUUUUUCGGGAGAGCAAUGGUGUCUGGGAUCAUGGACAUGGACGCUCUCAGGUUUAUUUAUUUAGAACUAAUAAAUGUGUGAAUUG